UGUUGUCGCGGCGGCCCUGAGAUGGCGGCGGUGGCGGCGGGCGCGUCGGGAUCGGCGGCCGGCGCGGCCCCUCAGCAGCAGCCGCCGCCUCAGCAGCAGCCGCAGCCGGCGCCGGGCGGCGCCGCGGGCUCCGGGGAAGCGGGGGGCGGAGGCGGCGGCGGGGCCGGCGGAGGAGGAGGCGCUGGCGGAGGCGCUGGGCCCGCGCCGGGGUCGGGGUCGGGAGGCGGCGCGGCCGGGGGCGAAUCGUGGUACCUGGCGCUGCUGGGCCUGGCCGAGCACUUCCGCACGUCCAGCCCGCCCAAGGUGCGGCUCUGCGUGCACUGCCUGCAGGCCGUGCUGCCCCGCAAGCCCCCGGCCCGCAUGGAGGCCCGCACCCACCUCCAGCUCGGCUCCGUGCUCUACCACCACACCCGCAACGGCGACCAGGCCCGCGGGCACCUGGAGAAGGCGUGGUUGAUAUCGCAGCAAAUCCCCCAGUUCGAAGACGUCAAGUUCGAGGCGGCCAGCCUCCUGUCCGAGCUGUACUGCCAGGAGAACUCGGUGGACACAGCCAAGCCUCUGCUGCGCAAGGCCAUCCAGAUCUCCCAGCAGACUCCCUACUGGCACUGCCGACUGCUCUUCCAGCUUGCACAACUGCACACCCUGGAGAAGGACCUGGUGUCUGCCUGCGACCUGCUGGGCGUGGGAGCGGAGUACGCGCGGGUGGUGGGCUCGGAGUACACCAGGGCACUCUUUCUGCUGAGCAAGGGGAUGCUGCUCCUCAUGGAAAGGAAGCUGCAGGAGGUGCAUCCUCUCCUCACUCUUUGUGGGCAGAUUGUGGAGAACUGGCAAGGAAACCCCAUCCAGAAGGAGUCCUUGAGGGUCUUCUUCCUGGUGCUGCAGGUCACACACUACCUGGAUGCAGGGCAGGUGAAGAGUGUGAAGCCCUGCCUGAAGCAGCUGCAGCAGUGCAUCCAAACCAUCUCCACGCUGCACGACGAUGAGAUCCUGCCCAGCAACCCUGCUGACCUCUUCCACUGGCUGCCCAAGGAGCACAUGUGUGUGCUGGUCUACCUGGUGACAGUGAUGCAUUCCAUGCAAGCAGGGUACCUGGAGAAGGCUCAGAAGUACACAGACAAAGCACUGAUGCAGCUGGAGAAGCUCAAAAUGCUGGAUUGCAGCCCCAUCCUGUCCUCAUUCCAAGUGAUCCUGCUGGAGCACAUCAUCAUGUGCAGGCUGGUCACAGGCCACAAAGCCACAGCCCUGCAGGAGAUCUCCCAGGUCUGCCAGCUCUGCCAGCAGUCUCCCAGACUCUUCUCCAACCAUGCUGCCCAGCUGCACACUCUCUUAGGGCUCUACUGCAUCUCUGUCAACUGCAUGGACAAUGCAGAAGCACAAUUCACUACAGCACUGAGGCUCACCACACAUCAGGAACUGUGGGCAUUCAUUGUGACAAACCUGGCCAGUGUCUACAUCAGGGAAGGUAACAGGCACCAAGAGCUCUACAGCUUAUUGGAAAGGAUCAAUCCAGACCAUAAUUUUCCUGUGAGCUCUCACUGUCUCCGGGCAGCAGCCUUCUACAUCCGAGGCCUCUUCUCCUUCUUUCAAGGAAGAUACAAUGAGGCAAAACGAUUCCUGCGGGAGACGCUGAAGAUGUCCAACGCAGAAGACUUGAAUCGCUUAACAGCCUGCUCCCUGGUGCUGCUGGGGCACAUCUUCUAUGUGCUGGGCAACCACAGGGAAAGCAACAACAUGGUGGUGCCAGCCAUGCAGCUUGCAAGCAAGAUCCCAGACAUGUCUGUGCAGCUCUGGUCCUCAGCUCUCUUGAGAGACCUGAACAAAGCCUGUGGCAAUGCCAUGGAUGCCCAUGAGGCAGCCCAGAUGCAUCAGAACUUCUCCCAGCAGCUCCUCCAGGACCACAUUGAGGCCUGCAGUCUUCCAGAACACAAUCUCAUCACGUGGACAGAUGGACCACCUCCUGUACAGUUCCAGGCACAGAAUGGGCCCACCACCAGCUUGGCCAGCCUCCUGUGAAAGCAGAAUCACUCAGCAGGACACUCUGCUUCAAACACAAGAAAGAAAAGAAAAAGAAAGAAGGAAAGGGAAGGAAAAUGCCCAGAAAAAGAGAAAAAACAAAAGAAAGAGGGGAAAAAAAAGAGGAGAACCAAAACUGAUCCUGCAAGAGCUUUUCUCCAGAGAAAAGGCAGCAGAGUUCCUCUGCCAGGGAGGGCCUUGGAGGCAAAGAGGGUGCAGAAGGACACUGAACACUUCCCAGCCUUGAGGAGGGGGCAGGAGGGCCCUGGAGGGCAGCUGCUGCUCUCCUGAGGUGUGUGAAGCUACAGCUGCAGUGUGCAGAGCUGCUGGGCUUAACCUGCUUCCCUCUGGUGAGAGCUGAGGUUUGGUCCCAGGGACCCUUGCUCCUUCCCUUGGUAGCUGCCUGCUCCUCACACUGGGCCCAGGAGGGGAGGAGGACUCCCCCAGUUCUCAGCACCAGUUGGAUUCUGAACACUUCUUCCCCCCCUCCCAAGCCCCUCCCUGGAGUGGGACCUGAGCCCAGCUGUGAUGCUUUCUGUGCCCCUCCACGCUGGGUGAGUCCUUGGCUUCAGUGACUGCUUGGAGGCUGCCCUCAAGUUCUGCAUUGUAGGUUUGCUGAGGUAAUUUUCCUUCCUUCUUGUCUGCAAGUGGCUGCCAGUGCUGUCUGGGGGCAGGGGGCUCAUG
Messenger RNA from Dryobates pubescens (Downy woodpecker), 2697 nucleotides. RefSeq names its product MAU2 sister chromatid cohesion factor (gene MAU2). Lineage: Eukaryota; Metazoa; Chordata; Aves; Piciformes; Picidae. The record is from RefSeq and is a predicted model, not a curated record. Gene Ontology annotation, cellular component: chromatin; SMC loading complex. Gene Ontology annotation, molecular function: double-stranded DNA binding; protein binding. The coding region runs from base 22 to 2013 and encodes 663 amino acids. Gene Ontology annotation, biological process: mitotic sister chromatid cohesion; maintenance of mitotic sister chromatid cohesion. The transcript is spliced from 19 exons.